GUAGGUAUUAUACGUGAACAGCAGGAAGAUGCGCCCGCGAGCCCACUACUGGGCGUGCUGGGGCCGGGGGCCAGCUCGGCUGCCGUGCAAGUCCAGAACCUGCUGCAGCUCUUCUCUAUUCCGCAGGUGUCGUACUCGGCGACCUCCCGCGAGCUGUCGGACCGCGCCCGCUUCGGUACGUUCUUCCGCGUGGUACCCUCCGACCGGCACCAGGCCCGGCUGCUCGUGGCGUUGCUCCGCGCCCACAACUGGACCUACGUGCACGCGCUGCACACGGACGAGAGCUACGGACAGAGCGGCAUGGCGGCGUUCCGAGAGGAAGCGGCGCGGGGCGGCGUGUGCGUGGCGCGGGAGGAGGCCCUGCGAGCCGCCCCGAGUCCGCGGGAGGUGGAGGCGGCGCUGCGUCGGCUCAACGGUGGUCCUCGCGUCGCCGUCUGCUGGUGUGAGGGCCGCACGGCGCGCGCUCUGUUGGACAGCAUGGCGCGAGAACCUUAUCUGCGAUUGAAUCUGAUCGCCAGCGACGGUUGGGCGGAUCGACGCGACGUGGUGGACGGCCUGGAGCCCCAUGCUCGAGGCGCCCUGACGCUCCGGAUCCGGUCCCCGUACUUACACGACUUCGACGACUAUUACCGAACGCUCUCACCUCAUACCAACACGAGGAAUCCUUGGUUCCGGGAGUUUUGGGAACAAAAAUUCAAGUGCUCCUUCAAAGAAAGCAGCGGGCAAGGUGUACGGCUUUGUUCUGGUUCCGAGUCACUGAUGCAGAACUACACGCAGGAGCCAAAGCUGGCUCUGGUGGUACGCGGAGUGUACGCUUUGGCACACGCUCUGCACGACAUGCGCCAGGCGAAGUGCGGGGCCCGGCGCGGCCUCUGCGCUGCUCUGCUGCCGUUCAACGUGUCGCAGUACCAACGACACCUGCAGCGGGUGCGGUUCCGGGCUCCCGACGGAGCGCUCGUCGCAUUCGAUGACCACGGCGACCCGCUACCCGAGUUGAGUGAGUACGACGUGAUGAGGUUCGAGAGCGACCAGCGCGGCGAGUGGCGCUACGUGCGGGUGGGACGCUGGCGUCGCGGCGCUCUGCAUCUCCGCGGCGGAACACGAGCCGCCUAUAGACGAGGGCAAGGAGUGCGCGGAGUCUGCUCAGAGCCGUGCGGUGUGGGAGAGUGGGCCCGGGCGGGAGAGGGCAGGGCGCGGUGCUGUUGGACGUGCGUGCCCUGUCCGCCGCUCGCCAUUACCGUGCCGCCCCCCGCACCGGGCUGCAAGCCGUGCCUUCCCGGACACCGACCUGACCUGACGCGGACUCGCUGCAUACCUUCGCCCGUAGAGUGGAGCGGCGGCGGACGACCUCGAGCUAUAGCCACUUUGACCGGUGCUAUCGGUUUGAUCACGGUCUGCUUCUUCUCUGUCGUGUUAUGGCACUACCGUAAAACUCCCGUUGUGAAAUCUGCUUCACGAGAGCUGUGCGCGCUCCUGCUCUGCUCUGCGGCCUCGUGUCACGGCGCGGCGCUGGCCGGUGCCAUCCGCCCAGCAGGGCUGUCAUGCGCGGCGGUUCGACUGGCAGCUCCGGCGCUGGGCGGCGUAUAUGCUGCGGUGGUGGCUCGCACCAUGCGCGUCGCACGUCUGGUAGCAGCGGUCGAAAAACGCCCUGCAGCUCGACCCCGAUUGCUCUCGUCCCGCGCUCAGGUGUGGACGUGGUUGGCCCUAAGCACGCCGGGCUGGGCGAUGGCGGCGUGGAGCGCCACCAGUUGGCCUCCCGUGGCGCGGCUGUUGCACCCGGGCCGGGCGCGCUCCGUGCUGGCUUGCGCAGGAGAGACCGCGACGGCCCAGCUGGUCCCUUUGGCACCGGCUCUAGUAUUGCUCGGUGCGUGCGUGUUGCUGGCAGUGCGCACGCGCCGCCUGCCGCAUAACUUAAACGAGACUAAGUUCGUGGGGGCGGCUGCGUACGCGACCUGCGUGACGUGGCUGGCGUUUUUCCCGCUGUACGCAGUGACGGAGGCGCGCACGGCUUGCCUGUGUGCGUGCGUGUCGCUGUCGGCAGGGGCGUGCGUUCUGUUGUCCCUGGGCCCGAGGGUCUGGGUGUGCUUAUGCCGUCCCGAACGCAACACACGCACUCACUUUCUGACCGCCACUUCGAUCCGUUGUCACCUCGGCAAGUACCGCUCUGGGAGAGCCGCCCGCCCGUCGGCGACCGUCGGCGAGAGUCGGGAGGCGUCCAGUCAGACGACGGAGUGCGGGGAGUGCGGAGAGUGCGGGGCAGCGGGGCGGUGUGCGCGUGUCACACGCUGGGAAGGUCCGGAGUCUGCACACGUGCUCAUCGUGCUGUACCCUCACCGACACGUGGCGCCCCUCUCGUUGGCACACUACGCGCACGACUCUCCUCUCGCCGAUCGUAAUCUCUAAGAACCGGGACGCUGUACUGACUAAAGACA
This is a messenger RNA of Bombyx mandarina (wild silkworm), 2432 nucleotides long. RefSeq names its product metabotropic glutamate receptor 5-like. Lineage: Eukaryota; Metazoa; Arthropoda; Insecta; Lepidoptera; Bombycidae. The record is from RefSeq and is a predicted model, not a curated record. Gene Ontology annotation, molecular function: G protein-coupled receptor activity. Gene Ontology annotation, biological process: G protein-coupled receptor signaling pathway. Gene Ontology annotation, cellular component: membrane.